GUUAGGGUAUUUCGUCUGCCACAGAUGAUUAAUAAAAACAGAAUUUAAUUUGACGCAAAAGGAAAGUUGAGCGAGAAACAAGGAGCUGCCAUGGAAGUCAUCCUGAUGAUCAUCUUCUUCACCGCCUUCUGGGUGGCGGUGGCCAAGUUCGGACCCAUCCUGGUGAAAAAGGGACCUCAGGAUGAUCUGGUGCGCUGCAUCUUCCUACUGACCGCCGUCGUCUGCUGGCUUUUCUGGCUCUGCUGCUAUUUGGCGCAACUGAAUCCGCUUCUGGGACCAAAACUUAAUGGACACACCAUCAGGAUCAUCGCCCAGUCCUGGGGCAACCCCCUCAAGGAGGGAUAACGAAGUUCCCGCGAUGGAAUCUCCACAUAGUUAAUCUCUGGCGGAGCCAUCUUCUCCGGAAUUCCCAUCAGCAGCCACAUCACUCGGAAACAUUUUUGUACUUUAAUAGUGGCACAUAGAUAAGGUUGGACUAUCCCAUCCCCAGAUACGCCCAACUAUUUCCAAACUAUUAUCAUUACUUAUUGAUAUUGUGAACUCCCACUUUGAACAUGAGCUUGUUUUGAUAUCUCAGCAUCACUGAUUAGCAUAUCACUCUAUUGUAUUUAUUGUUUUAUGUUUAUAAUUGUUUUUUACAAAGCACUAGCCAUGUUCUUAUUCACUUCCAACUUAUGAAACAGAUAUUUGCAAUAUAAUGUUUUACAAACUUGCCACAUAAGCGAUUUUUGAAUAGUUAAACAGAUUAUUACGAACCUAGUGUUUCCCGUUUUGUAGAUAAUUUUACUAAUCAGUCAUUGUAUUUGUGAUUUAGUUAUUGGCAAAUAUAGAACAAUUUUUGCGUUUAUUAAUAUAA
This is a messenger RNA of Drosophila subpulchrella, 856 nucleotides long. RefSeq names its product V-type proton ATPase subunit e (gene VhaM9.7-c). The coding region runs from base 91 to 345 and encodes 84 amino acids. NCBI's taxonomy places the organism in Eukaryota, Metazoa, Arthropoda, Insecta, Diptera, Drosophilidae. Gene Ontology annotation, molecular function: proton-transporting ATPase activity, rotational mechanism. Gene Ontology annotation, biological process: proton transmembrane transport. The transcript has a single exon. Gene Ontology annotation, cellular component: proton-transporting V-type ATPase, V0 domain; plasma membrane proton-transporting V-type ATPase complex. The record is from RefSeq and is a predicted model, not a curated record.